GGAGGAGGAGGAGGGGAGGGAGGAGGAGGAGGAGGAGCAGGGUUUGGAGGGUCUCUCUCUUUCGGUCGGUGGCUGUUCGGACUACUUCUGUGCGACUUCUUCGUUACGUCGGACGUUCUCAUGUGUACCUCCAGCAUCCUGCACUUGUGCACCAUCUCUCUAGAACGGUACAUCGGAAUCAGAUACCCACUCUGGACCAAAAACAAAUCGAAACGAGUCGUUCUGCUCAAAAUCGUCCUGGUGUGGACUAUAGCCUUAGCCAUCACCAGCCCCAUAACGGUUCUAGGGGUUGUGAGGGCGCAGAACGUCCUUGUGGAUGAUGUGUGUGUGGUCAACAACGAACAUUUCAUCAUCUACGGUUCAAUCUUCGCCUUCUUUCUGCCUCUGGCCAUUAUGAUUUUGAUGUACGCUUUGACAGUGAGGAUGCUGAAUAAACAGGCGAGACUUUGUCAGACGAGGAGAGCGGACGACGGGGAGGGGGAGCCCAUGAUCAGGAGGUCGACGAGCCGGAGAAACUGGCAGGGGCGACGGAAGUUUUACGGGCGGGAGGUGCUGAGUGCCACGCCCUCCUGUUGUGACCCUCGGAGCGGGGGUGGGGGAGGUGGGGGCGAUUCAGGAGGUGGUUCUGGAGGUGUAUUGUCUUUCCAUCAGCGGUACCGGCCGCUAGGGGGAGGUGUGAGUAGGCAUAAUACGAUACCGUUGUAUCAUAACAAUCAUCACCAUCAUCAUCAUCAUAAUCAUAAUCACCACAAUCAUCAUCAGCAGCAGCAUCAUCAUCGGAAUCAUAAUAGCAGUUACGCUCAUCAUAACAAUUAUCUCCCUCUGAAUAGACAUCAUCAGAUUGAGAGGAGGGAGACUACCAACUGUUGUGGUGUCGGGGGUGUGGAUUGGGGAGGAGGUGGUGAACCCAAACGUCUCCGAGAGCUGGUGCGAAAACACCACGUAGCCGUGAAAGCGGCGAACAUUCUUCUCUUGAAGCGAGAUGGACAACAACAACAGCAACAACAACAACAACAACACCAUCAACAAAGAGGUCAAGGGGGAGUCCAGGGGCCAGGGUCAUCGGUUCACCACGGGGGUCACCACGGAGGCUCUACGUCAUCGUCCACGAACUACAGCGUGAGGCGAGACAACUCUGUGCGCACGGAGCAAAAAGCUUCCAAAGUCCUGGGCGUUGUCUUUAUGAUCUUCGUCGUCUGCUGGGCGCCCUUCUUCACCGUCAACAUCCUGACAGUUCUCUGCACCUCGUGCAGGUUCGAACCCACCCUCAUCACGGCCUUCGUGUGGCUGGGAUACGUCUCCUCCACACUCAACCCCAUCAUCUACACCAUCUUCAACAACAUCUUCCGCAUCACGUUCAUCAAACUGUUGUGUUGCCGUUACAGACUGCUGCACAGGGCAAGAAGUAGCAGUCACAUGACCGGUCUCAGAAACGGAAUCCUGGCCUGUAACGCCUUCUGCCCCGCCCCCCUCGCUGUCCAGACGUCCAACAGUAACGUCACAAACUCCACGUUACACGAUGAGUCACACUGCUAAAUAUAGGAUGAGUCACACUGCUAAAUAUAGGAUGAGUCACACUGCUAAAUAUAGGAUGAGUCACACUGCUAAAUAUAGAAUAUUAUGAUGCGUGCAAUCGUGGUGCGUGGUGGAACCAGGCG
Molecule: messenger RNA, 1658 nt
Organism: Aplysia californica (California sea hare)
Lineage: Eukaryota; Metazoa; Mollusca; Gastropoda; Aplysiida; Aplysiidae
Gene: 5-HT2
Product: 5-HT2 receptor
Biological process (GO): adenylate cyclase-activating adrenergic receptor signaling pathway
Cellular component (GO): membrane
Molecular function (GO): dopamine neurotransmitter receptor activity, coupled via Gi/Go; G protein-coupled receptor activity
Source: RefSeq, marked provisional